Molecule: messenger RNA, 900 nt
Organism: Brassica oleracea var. oleracea
Lineage: Eukaryota; Viridiplantae; Streptophyta; Magnoliopsida; Brassicales; Brassicaceae
Exons: 3
Coding region: 1-882 (293 amino acids)
Source: RefSeq, a predicted model, not a curated record
AUGAUCACCUCUAAGAAAAUAGCGGCGAGCUCUAGGCCGAUGAAACAGACGCCGCUGCAGCUUCAAGCGAGGUGUAGAGGGCUUAAAUGGGUUGUUUUUCUAUUUGUUUUAAUAUUUUUCCUGUCGCUAGUUGUCUAUCAUUUUGCUUCACUUGUUCAGCCACAGCCUCUACCGCUCCCGCAGUCUUCCAGCUUUUAUGCGUUUGUUCCGCCUCUGAUCUCAGCCAAAAAAAAUUCUAACAACAAUGAUAACGGACAGUUUGAGGCAGAAGAUAGUAAAAAUUUGGAAAGAAUUCUAAGGGAAGCAUCGACGGCGGAGAAGACCGUGAUAGUGACGAUGAUGAAUCAGGCUUAUGCGGAUCUAAACUCAACAUUUGAUGUGUUUCUCGAGGGCUUUCAAGUCGGUGAUGGCACAGAGAAGUUGCUCCGUCACGUGCUCGUGGUGUGUUUGGACGAGAGAGCUUACUCACAUUGCGUGGAGGUCUUUCCUCACCGUUGUUUCUUGCUGAGGACUACCGGCAUUGAUUUCUCAGGCGAGAGGCUGUUCACGGUGGGGGAUUAUCUCGAGAUGAUGUGGCGCCGAACUGAGUUCUUGGGUUCUUUGCUUAAGCUCGGAUAUAACUUCCUCUUCACGGACAUGGAUACAGUGUGGCUUCGAGAUCAAUUUCCUCGAUUAAUUCCGGAUGUAGAUUUUCAAAUCGCUUGCGACCGCUUCAACGGAAAUUCUAGCGACACCCGCAAUUAUCCCGAUGGAGGAUUCAAAUUUGUCGUGGCGAACCACAGAACAAUCGAGUUCUACAAGUAUUGGUAUGUGUCCAGACUAAGAUACCCCGGCAAUAACGAGCAGGACGUAAUUAACAAGAUCAAAGGCAAUAAAUUGUAACGACCGUGACCCAAUGUG